Haemonchus placei is the source of this 784-nucleotide messenger RNA. Lineage: Eukaryota; Metazoa; Nematoda; Chromadorea; Rhabditida; Trichostrongylidae. The record is from the annotation of a GenBank genome assembly.
AGAAAUGACGAGCUGCCGACGACUCGAAGGGAAAGUUGCGAUUGUAACUGCAGCAACGAAAGGAAUAGGACUCGCAAUCGCUGAACGCCUUGGUUUGGAAGGUGCAGCUGUUGUCAUAUGCAGCCGCAAUAAGAAGAAUGUUGACGACGCCGUCCAGUAUUUGAAAUCUAAAGGAGUCUCAAAGGUUCACUACAUGAAGCACAGAUUAAUAUAUUUGAUCGAAACAUCUCAUCGCCAUAAGACCAUUGCAAAAUAUAGUAAAAUCGACAUUUUGAUCAACAAUCAUGGAAUCAACCCGGCAUUUGGCCACAUACUUGAUGUGGAGGAUAGUAUAUGGGACAAGUUGUUCGAGGUCAAUGUGAAAUCUGGUUGGCAGCUGACAAAGUUGGUUCACCCGCACAUGGUGAAGAACGGAGGAGGCAACAUCGUGUUCAAUGCGUCUAUCGGAGGAUACAAAUCGCCACCGGGAAUCGCUGCUUAUGGUGUGACGAAAACUGCCUUACUCGGCUUGACAAAGGCGUUAGCAAAUGGCUUGGCGAAGGAUAACAUCCGUGUAAACGCAAUCGCUCCCGGUGUCAUAAAGACAAAAAUGAGUGAAGCGCUAUGGAGCGGUGGUGGAGAUCAGGGCGAAAAAGAUGUGGUCGAUGCGAUGGAGAUACCAUUGAGUCGACUGGGGACACCCAAUGAUUGUGCAGGAGCUGUUGCAUUCCUCGUUUCUGAUGAUGCUCAAUACAUCACCGGAGAGACGAUACUGAUGGCUGGAGGAGUGCAUGCAAGACUGUAG